Medioppia subpectinata is the source of this 303-nucleotide messenger RNA. The record is from the annotation of a GenBank genome assembly. Lineage: Eukaryota; Metazoa; Arthropoda; Arachnida; Sarcoptiformes; Oppiidae.
AUGGUGAAUCCAAUGACAAAUAAAAUUAAUUCACUGGACGUUGAAUGCGAGCUGAGCUCCGACUCGUCCGACGGCGAUGUGUUGGUCGGAGAUGUGUCCGGAAGACCGACCGCUCUUCAGAGCCGAACGCAUAGACUUAAAACAAUUAUCGACCCGUCGUUUGAGCCAAAAAUACUGCGGAAGAAUAAGUCGAUAACUCGGGCCGAAUCGACCGGUUCUCUGGCCAAUGAAAGCAAAGUAUUGGUACUAUUCUCGGGCGGAACCAUCGGAAUGAUGAAGAACCAUAAGGGAGGUUUGUGUACC